AUGAAGUUCAUAACCCCGUUGGCGCUGAGCGCGACCGCCCUCGCGGCGGUCAUUCCCCAACAGGCACCCCUCGGCCCGUCCAUCGUCCAGAACUCUCAGCAGACCAAAUGGUUGAUUGAAUUGGCUCCUUACCAAACACGAUGGGUUACUGAAGAGGAGAAGUGGGCGCUGAAAUUGGAUGGCGUCAACUUCAUCGAUGUCACCGACGAGUUCCAAUCCGGCUCAUACGGUGCCCUCCAUACUACGCGCAUUGUCCGCUACCCCGGUGAAAUGCAUUAUGAGGAAGAGAUCAGCCCGUUAGCUGCCGACCUGUCCAAGGCCAAUAUGAAGAAGAACCUAGAAUACUUUACCUCUUUCCACACCCGGUACUACAAGUCCGAAUACGGCGUUAAAUCUGCCGAGUGGCUCUACACUCAAGUCAACGCAGUCGUCAGCGAGUCUGGUGCGACCGAGUACGGCGCCUCCGUGGAGCGUUUCUCUCACCCGUGGGGCCAAUUCAGUAUCAUCGCCCGCAUCCCGGGCCAGACCAACAACACGGUCGUGCUGGGUGCGCACCAGGAUAGCAUUAACUUAUUUUUGCCGUCCAUUCUGGCCGCCCCGGGCGCUGAUGAUGACGGCAGUGGAACUGUGACUAUUCUUGAAACGCUUCGGGCUCUGCUGCAGUCCGAGACGAUUGUCAAGGGUGAGGCAACGAACACCAUCGAGUUCCACUGGUACUCCGCGGAGGAGGGCGGCCUGCUCGGCUCCCAGGCCGUUUACUCCAAGUAUAAGAAGGACCUGCGUGAGGUCAAGGCUAUGCUGCAGCAGGAUAUGACCGGUUAUGUGCAGGGCACCCUCGACGCUGGCCAGAAGGAGUCCGUCGGCGUGAUUGUCGAUUACGUGGACCAGGGUCUUACUGCCUUUAUUAAGCAGGUCAUCACCACCUACUGCGAUGUCCCCUACGUCGAGACCAAGUGCGGCUACGCCUGCUCCGACCACGCCUCCGCCAGCCGCUUUGGCUACCCAUCCGCCUUCGUCAUCGAGUCUCAAUUCGAGAACUCGGACAAGAAGAUUCACAGCACGGAUGAUCUGAUCAAGUACCUCAGCUUCGACCACAUGCUGCAGCACGCAAAGAUGAGCUUGGCUUUUGCCUAUGAAUUGGCCUUUGCUCCCUUCUAA
Molecule: messenger RNA, 1158 nt
Organism: Penicillium brasilianum
Lineage: Eukaryota; Fungi; Ascomycota; Eurotiomycetes; Eurotiales; Aspergillaceae
Source: the annotation of a GenBank genome assembly